Lotus japonicus is the source of this 1540-nucleotide messenger RNA. Its product is annotated as E3 ubiquitin-protein ligase RING1-like. The record is from RefSeq and is a predicted model, not a curated record. Gene Ontology annotation, molecular function: ubiquitin protein ligase activity. Lineage: Eukaryota; Viridiplantae; Streptophyta; Magnoliopsida; Fabales; Fabaceae. The coding region runs from base 86 to 1138 and encodes 350 amino acids. The transcript has 2 exons. Gene Ontology annotation, cellular component: cytoplasm. Gene Ontology annotation, biological process: protein ubiquitination.
CAUUCUCUUCUUUUCUAAUAAUCCUCUCUCUCUCUCUCUCUCUCUCUCUCUCUCUCUCUCUUAAUCAUCUUCUUUUAACGUUGACAUGUCUUCUGCCGGCGCCGGUGACCGCGCCGUUACCUCCGGCGAGCCUCGCCGUUAUUUCUGCCACCAGUGCGACCGCACCGUCCCUAUUUCCCCUUCCUCCGGCGACCUCAUCUGUCCCAAUUGCAACGGUGGCUUCCUCGAGGAACUCGAAACACCAAUCCCCAACCCUAACCCUAACCCUAUCCAUCCCUUCUUCUCCUUCACCACCGCCUCCCCCGCCGCCGCAUCCACCGCUUUCCCCCUCGCCUUCCCCGCCGCUACUCAACCGUUCGAUGAUCUCUCCGCCUUAUUCGGCACCCGCUCUUCCCCGCCUUUCGGCGCUGACACCAACGACGCGUUCAACCCCUUUGCGUUCCUCCAGAACUACGUCCAAACCCUGGCUGCCGGAGGCGCCAACGUCCAGUUCGUGAUCGAGAACUCCGGCGACCCUACCGGAGCGUUCCGGAUCCCUAGCAACGUGAACCAUGGCGAUUACUUCUUCGGUCCGGGCCUCGAGGAGCUCAUCCAGCAACUUGCGGAGAAUGAUCCAAAUCGCCGUGGGACGCCGCCUGCGUCGAAGUCUGCCGUGGAGGGGCUCCCGGAUGUUUCGGUGACGGAGGAGCUUCUGGCGUCAGAUUCGGCGCAGUGUGCUGUGUGCAAGGAUAUCUUCGGCCUCGGCGACACCGCGAAGCAGAUGCCUUGCAAGCAUAUUUAUCAUGCGGAUUGCAUCUUGCCUUGGUUGGAAAUGCACAACUCUUGCCCGGUUUGCCGGCACGAGUUGCCCACUGAUGAUCCUGACUACGAGCAGAGGGCAGGCCGCCGUGUGUCGACGGAGACUUCUGGCGGUGGUGGUGGCCGCAGCAGCGGUGAUAGUUCACAGAGGAGGGGGUUUAGGGUGUCUUUGCCGUGGCCUUUUAGGCAAUCUGGUUCUUCGGCUGCGGAGACAAGCAAUGUUGGGAAUGCUAACAACAACAGCAAUAACAAUAGUGGAAAUAAUAGUGGGCAAUCGAUUACUGAAAAUAGGGGGAAUCAGAAUUUUGAGUCGGAGACCAGACAAGAAGAUCUCGACUGAGAGCCACUCGUGUUUCUUAUGCAUGAAGCGUCUCAAAUCCUGCUGCAUUUUGUUUCAUAGAUAUGAUGUUAAAUAUCAAGGAGUGGUUUGUGACAGUUGCAAAUGUUAUAUUUGAUUACAAUGAACUUGCGUACCUGUCCAUAACCAUUUUGCCGCUUAGAUUUUUUUUAGAAUCACAAUUUUAUGUGCAUUAUUGGUUUGAUAUUUUAUGAAUUUUAUUGUCUCUGACUCCUUUUCCCUUGUGCAUCUCUUCUGGCUUUGGUUUCAAGUGAGGUUUAUUUUAGAGGGAGAUGUUUUGUAGCCAUUAAUUCACAAAUAAACGGUUGAGAUUGUAAUAAGAUGCAUGUACAUAUAUAAUAAGCUGUGAGCUUAUUUAAGGUCAAAUGUGUUUUUUAUAGCGAA